AUGUGUGAUCGUAUUGUGCCCUGUUUUAACAAUCCGCAGCCCAUAAAAAAUCGCAAUUUAACAUUAUUACUGUUGGACUGUUGGCAGCGUGAGUACGAUCAAAUGCCAUAUCGUAAUUUUGUUUUCGAAAAUCUUUGGUUUGAAGAACGUAUGAGACGGUCAUUUAAUCUCGUACGCGAUUUUACCAUUAUCGUUAAAUUUAUCAAAUUACGACCUCAACUGCAGAAUGUUAAACUGGUGGGUCUGCAGGUGGCUGACAGCGAAUUGGUUCAGAAAUUUGUUGCGAGUUUAAAGAAUUUACGUUGCAUCGAAUUGAAGCUAAUGAACUUGCCAAGGGACUUUUUUGAGAUUUUGGCUGAAAAUGUUGGGGAAUUGGGUGUAGAAGACUUGCUGUUGGAGGGAACUCCCUUAACUGACUGCGAUAUACUGAAUUUACGUCAAUUCAUUAUCGAUUCGCGAACCCUUCAAAAACUCCACGUUGGUUCGUGCAGUAUAAAUCAAUACAACAUUGCCAAUCUAGCUGAUGGGGUACACAAAUCUCAAACUUUAAAAGCCUUUACAUGUAAUCGUUUAUUGGGCAACUCGUUAAACUUAGAUUCUCAAAAAAUUGCUUUGGUUCUGUCAUCAUUAAUAUGGCAAAAUAAAUUACAAGCCAUUGAAAUGGAAAAAUGUGAAAUGAAUGCCAGUGAUAUGGAAAUAAUUGCCGAAUAUUUAUAUAACGAAAAUUCAAAUUUAUUAAAAUUGAAUGUUGCCUAUAAUAAAAUUGCGGCAAAUGGCGCUGAAUAUCUGCUAAAAGCAAUUUCCCAUUCGGGUACUUUAAAAUAUUUGAAUAUGAAUGGUUGCGGUUUGGUUACACAUG
Musca vetustissima is the source of this 859-nucleotide messenger RNA. RefSeq lists its product as uncharacterized. The record is from RefSeq and is a predicted model, not a curated record. Gene Ontology annotation, molecular function: protein binding. Lineage: Eukaryota; Metazoa; Arthropoda; Insecta; Diptera; Muscidae. The transcript has 2 exons. The annotation marks the transcript as partial.